Molecule: messenger RNA, 851 nt
Organism: Penaeus monodon (black tiger shrimp)
Lineage: Eukaryota; Metazoa; Arthropoda; Malacostraca; Decapoda; Penaeidae
Product: hunchback-like protein
Exons: 2
Coding region: 16-651 (211 amino acids)
Source: RefSeq, a predicted model, not a curated record
GUUGUCUCACUCUAUAUGUUUUGUAAAGAAUAUGCAUUUCUUUCUCUUUCAGGAGUGUUGCCUCCCGCUAGUCAGGCAGGGUGGAGAGGGGGCCACACAGAAUCCAGUGACACCUCAGCUCAAGGUGGUCAUCCUGUAUUUAAUGAAUUGUUGUGCGGUGACGGUGGUUACGGGGGGAAGAAGGCGGUACCCACGCCUUGUCCAGUGUGCGGCAAAGUACUCUCCAACGCUUACAAUAUGCGCGUUCACCUGGAGACACACCAGAACAUCACAUACAAGUGCAUCAUCUGUGGCAUCAUAACACGCACACGUGACACCAUGAGGAAGCAUCUUUCCAACGUUCACAAGCUGCGUAAUGUAGAGCUCAAGAACUCUUUCAAGAAGAUUACUGGCAAGCAGCAAUCCAGCAGUGGCUCUGCCGACAGCACUUCCCCCAAUACAACAUCUGCAGCCACCACACCAACCAAAAGUGCCACCACUAAACUAGCUUCCCCUUCCUCUGACCUGAAGCUGUCAGGCAUUGCCAGCCCUCUACCUGAGGCAGAUCUUGGCCACAGUUCAUUUUCUGGCAUGGACAACUUGGGGGCCCUAAAUUUGGCAAAGGGCAAUAAUCUGGCAUCUAUAGUUAGCAAAUUGAGUCAGAAACAGUGAAGUUUCGUGAAGAACUGAGGCAGAUAAACUGCUUUUUUAUGUAUUUAUAAAGGAUGGCCGCCAGUUGCAAAGAGUCCAAAGAAACAUUUUCUUAGGAUUGCGUGUCAAAUUGCAUUGAAGUCAGUCACGCUUUCCAAGUUCGCACUUCCUAGUCCAUUUGUAGGGCAGUCAGUCAAGGACAAAGCUUGCUAUGGCAACUU